AAUAAAAAAGCAUCUUUUAUAAACUGAUGCUAAAGAACGUGUGAUCAAACGUCAAUGAUGGUCACGCAUACCGUCCUGAAUCAUCACUCAAAUGAGGAUACUCACCUCCCUUUUAUUCAACUCCCGCAAUUAUCUUUUUCUUUCUUUUUAAUUAAUGCGUUCACUGAUAACUACAUUCUUAUUCAUCAGUCUUUGUCAUUUGUCACUUGGACAAACGAUAAAGAACAUUGUUGUCUUUGGAGAUUCAUAUUCUGAUGCUGGAAAUCAUCAAAAGUUGACCAAUGGACCACUAUGGAGUCAAAACCUAGCAACCAGUUGGGAUGCUAGUUUAUACAGUUUUGCAUUUAGUGGAGCAGUAUGCAGCAAUAGGAUGUAUUCAACCAAGCAAUUUAUACCAAGCAUUGAAGAUCAAAUAGAAAUGUAUUAUAAUCAAUCACUUCAGUUGAAUCCUGAAGAGACUAUUACGAUAUUUUGGGUCGGUGUGAAUGAUAUUUACCAUAUAUAUGAACAAGACGAUGACGACAAGGGUUCCAAAUUGAAAAAAGUAGUCGAUUGUAUCAGUACCAAUAUUCGCACGGUUCGUCGUGUCUUUUCAACAAAUCGAUAUAUCGUCUUUGGUAUCCCACCCUUGGAAAAGAUGCCAUACUUUACGGAUAAGCCAGAUAAGGAAAUUAAAGAGCAUGCAGCGAAUAUGCUGAAUGAAUAUCUCUCGAACGAAGUGCAAAAGUUGAACAAACAUAUCGAGCAUCUUAAGCUGGACUUUAUGGACAUUCAUCGCUUACUUGAUGAUAUCGUAGCUCAGCCUGAUUCUUUUGAACUCAAGAACGCAGUAGAUCCUUAUUGGGAUGUCUGUCAGGGACAAUGUAUGGAUGAUGUCAAUAGUUAUGUCUGGUGGGAUAAAGUUCACCUGACCGGUGGUGUUCAUCGACUGAUUGCUGAAAGUAUCUUGCAGUCGUCAAAUGAGGGCGCGCAUCUGCCUGAGUUAGAACAAGUCAACAAGAUGAUUGAGCAAACGAAAUAUAGAUCACCCCAGUACCAACCAAAGGCACAGACGGGUUUGAUGCAAAAGUUGAUUGAAAAGAUGCAGAAAGAAAAGGAGACAACAAAAGAACAAGAAAAAGAACUAGAAAAAGAUGAACAAGAGAACAGCAGUAAUUUAAGCUAUUACGUUUACUUUGGCAUCUCUGCAACCGUGAUCGUCUGUAUUGGGUUCAUCUUGUUCAAUAAGAAAAGUAGUAAUAGAGCAAGUCAGUUGGCUUCACUAUCUAAUCUACUCAAGAAAGAUGACAGAGGCAGAUUUGUUCCUCUACGUAAUAUGGAUUCUGAUGUUUAAAAAGUGUCCCAAAAGUUAAAUAAAUUAUUAGAUAUCCAAAGCCUUUAUAUUUGACAACAAACCGUUUCUC
Molecule: messenger RNA, 1403 nt
Organism: Rhizopus microsporus ATCC 52813
Lineage: Eukaryota; Fungi; Mucoromycota; Mucoromycetes; Mucorales; Rhizopodaceae
Exons: 3
Coding region: 155-1333 (392 amino acids)
Molecular function (GO): hydrolase activity, acting on ester bonds
Source: RefSeq, a predicted model, not a curated record